This is a messenger RNA of Colletotrichum tamarilloi, 120 nucleotides long. RefSeq lists its product as uncharacterized. The transcript is spliced from 3 exons. Bases 1 to 120 code for a protein of 39 amino acids. The record is from RefSeq and is a predicted model, not a curated record. NCBI's taxonomy places the organism in Eukaryota, Fungi, Ascomycota, Sordariomycetes, Glomerellales, Glomerellaceae.
AUGCUGAGACUCAAGAACAGCGGGAUGGCUGCAAGGGCCAGUGCAUUAAGCAUCAAGGCGAACAACGACUUUGACUGCGUCUGCGGAACCCAGGCUGGCAGAGGUCCUGGAUUCAACUGA